Messenger RNA from Verruconis gallopava, 1806 nucleotides. RefSeq lists its product as uncharacterized. The transcript is spliced from 3 exons. Lineage: Eukaryota; Fungi; Ascomycota; Dothideomycetes; Venturiales; Sympoventuriaceae. The record is from RefSeq and is a predicted model, not a curated record. Bases 49 to 1377 code for a protein of 442 amino acids.
GCCCCUUCUUUGCUGCCCUCCUGACUUUCGUAUCCCAUCAUUUUCACGAUGAAGGGCAUCGUCAUUAUUAGCGCGAUUGCGCGCAUUUCGUACGCGUGGGUUGACCCCAAGCCUUCCGUUACCGACGCUGUUGCUAUGAAAGAGUUGGGGCUGGCAAGAGGCUUCAGUCCAAAGCCAACAACAGCACCGAUGCAUCGGGACUUGCUACGAAGACAGGGCUCGACCCAGAUCUUGGGCUACCUCGCGCCGGAUAAUACGUGUGGCUAUGUUGACGGAAUCAUCGGUGCCGUGAAAACCUGUGACCCGACCGAAAACUGUGCCGCUGUGCUUGGUACCGAUAGCUUCUACACGAUGGGAUGCUGCGGCACAGGGCAAUGUACCAUGUACGGCGCAUGUUAUGACUAUGCAUCCAUGUCUGCGUGCGACCACACUUGCCAGCAAGACAUAAACAUCGUGAAGUGCGCGUCCGCUGCUUACCCAUACUGUUACGGCUAUAGUGUGCCUGGUAUGAGCAUGGGCUUCUAUUCUUGCGACUCGGUCAGUGCCUCAACAUUCGACGUGUUUGAGACAACCUUUAGUGGCGAGACCAACGCGAAAACUUGGACAGCGCUGCGAGAAUCAGACUUCUCGUCAUUGCUUGCCUCCGACGUUAGCUCUGUGACCGGCUCAGGCUUGCGCUCGGGAGGUAUCACGCUAACAAAUAGCGUUCCAUCAUCUAGCAGCACGGUAUCUUCUAGCAGCAGCUCAACAGCGACUCAGAUCAUUUCGAACGAUAAGAAGAGCACGCCAGUUGGUGCCAUAGUGGGCGGUGUCGUGGGAGGUAUAGCUGUCCUGGGCGCAAUCAUCGGCGCGGUUGUAUUCUUCUUGUUGAAGAACAAGAAGAACAAGCCUGCCCCGGUAGCUCCCGCAGCGCCAGGAAAUGAUCCGCAUAUGUCGCAGUAUGGCGCACCAAAUACCACGCCGGGAGGACCAGGAUACUACCAAGCUCCUGGCGCUGGAAAUACCGCGUCUGGCUAUUUCGCCCCAGCCACUGCAAAGAUGGACGGUUCCGACACAAAGUACGGUGGCCAGUCAACGAUUAUCGAAUCGAACGUGCCCGCUCUGACUCCCGCGUCACCGGCACCUGCGUACAGUGCGCCUGGCGAGCAAGGAGUUCAACAGCCCCAGAUGCUUCCAAGUCCAGCAGGCAGCCCACCGCCACAAACAGACCCAAGGUUUUCGGCUGUAUCACAAGCUCCCUCUGCAUACGUGCCUCCGGGUUAUCAAGCGCCGCCACAACAUACAUACGCUCAACAGCCUGCUGCGCCCGUUGAGCUGGGAAGCACUUACGCCAUCCCGACCCAGCAUCAAGGACGACCAGUGUAUGAGGCGGAAUAGCUUAUAGCUUCCUAGGCGCUUUUCCACUUCAUUAUAGGUCCAGACUUGUGUGCAUUCCCCACGCUCAUUUUUCCGAUGCAUGUCUCGAUCCUCUUCGCAUUGAUAACUCAUCGGUGAAAUUACGAAAUGAGCCAGUAUUCAAUCUCUUUUCAAAUUUGGUGGCCGCGUAUGUACAAUUAGUAUAUAAAUGUGGCCUGAAAAAGAGUCUUGGCAGAGAUGCGAAUGAACAAUGCAAAUGCACGUUCACUAGUGGCAGCUCUUCGUGUUAAGAGCUGAUCAGGGGGAACUAACGCACUGUAUUCAUCUGAUCCUCGAACUUGACGGCAUAGCCUAAUUGGCAUCUCUCAAGCAUGCAUAUGCCUCGAGAAAUGAAAAUAUAGAUGCAUCAGACAACCUUCGUACGUUACACACCGUGAUAUCAGAGUGGCU